AUGUCCUCAAAAGAAAAGAAAACAAAGAAGCAUCACCACCAUCAUCACCAUAAAAAAGCAUCGGUUGUCCCUCCGAAAAAUUCAAAAAAGCGGCACAACCAUAAGAAAAAAGGGACAAAAAAGGAGAGAUCGAGCACAAAGUUGCAUGGAACCGCAUCGAAUGGAAGCCUCCGUAAACUCAAAAAACAAAUCUCAACUGAUGACGUUUCCACGGAUGGAACCCCUUUUCUUCCAACGAUUACUGUAUCCGACACUGCUGUAAACCUGUUUUCCGAGGUACCUUCGGCUCCAACUAAACUCACAGCGACAGCUAAAGUGAUGACACCAACUGCAAUGUCUCCAACUCCAACUGCUGUUCCAAUCAUGGCUCCUCCUCCAGUUCUUGUGACUCCGCCUACUGUCCAAACGGUCACGACACCUGUCAAGUGGAAGGCUGAGGAUGUGGCACUGGGAUACAUUGAAAAAAUGGAUGCCGCCAUGGCCCGUCUGGAAUACAUCGAAGCAUGUUCCUCCACAAAGCCUCUCGUCGAGAAAGAUUGUCUCCUCUGGAAGAAGAAUCUCCAUAAAAACCAAACGGACGCCUAUCCGUGUCUCGACUCAACCAUCGUCAAGAUUCCCAACCAACCGGAUGAUUAUGUGAACAUGUCAACAAUCACUGUUCCACAUUGUCGUUAUCCAAUUCUGAUGGGUCAGAUGCCGAAGAGAGGUUUCGAGGAAGAGUUUUGGAGGGCUGUAUUCAAUGAGUCAGUGGUUAUGAUGUAUGUUCUGAUGGGUGCAGAAGAUGAGAAGAAUGACUUCUUUCCGACGACUACGGGAGCUUAUAUCUAUUAUGGGAGCAUGUUUGUCAAUAUUAGAAAGGUAGAAAAAAUGGAUGAGGAACGUACGGCCUACACAAUCGAAGCUCUUCCGAAUGGACUCUCCAACUCGAAUAUGAUAAACGUCUAUGUGCACACAGGUUGGGAGCCAUUCGGUGUUCCAGUCAAGUAUGCAAACACGACUCGUUCCGUCGUCGACGUCAUGAACUUUGUGAAGACAUCGAAUGGAAGCGAGAAGAUGAUGGUUGUAUCGAAGAAUGGAUGUGGACGAGCUGGCUAUUUCCUCUCGUUGGGCGCCUCGUUCUGCUGUUUGAAUGAUGGUUCGGAGCCACGGAUGGGCGAAAUUGUGAAGGCGUUGAGAGUUCAGAGACCGAAUUCUGUGGAUAGUAUGAAACAAUAUGCAUCACUCUAUCUAUGUCUUCUUUACUACAUCAAGAAGAAGGUCUCGAUCCCCGACCGAUUGAAACAGAAAGUGGAGGAAGUCACAAAGGAGUUUGAGGGUCUCAUUCGUCAGGAUGUAUCAAUCGCUUAUUAG
This is a messenger RNA of Caenorhabditis remanei, 1350 nucleotides long. RefSeq lists its product as uncharacterized. Gene Ontology annotation, molecular function: protein tyrosine phosphatase activity. The transcript has 5 exons. Gene Ontology annotation, biological process: protein dephosphorylation. The record is from RefSeq and is a predicted model, not a curated record. NCBI's taxonomy places the organism in Eukaryota, Metazoa, Nematoda, Chromadorea, Rhabditida, Rhabditidae. Bases 1 to 1350 code for a protein of 449 amino acids.